This is a messenger RNA of Lagenorhynchus albirostris (white-beaked dolphin), 4393 nucleotides long. It is a transcript of the gene CRBN, whose product is annotated as cereblon. Gene Ontology annotation, biological process: protein ubiquitination. Lineage: Eukaryota; Metazoa; Chordata; Mammalia; Artiodactyla; Delphinidae. The transcript has 11 exons. The record is from RefSeq and is a predicted model, not a curated record. Bases 17 to 1351 code for a protein of 444 amino acids. Gene Ontology annotation, cellular component: Cul4A-RING E3 ubiquitin ligase complex.
CUGCGGGUAAACAGACAUGGCCGGCGAGGGAGAUCCGCAGGACGCUGGGAACAACAUGGGCAAUCACUUGCCGCUUCUGCCCGCAGAGGAUGAGGAAGAAGAUGAAAUUGAAAUGGAAGUUGAAGACCAGGAUAGCAAAGAACCCAAGAGACCAAACAUCAUAAAUUUUGACACUAGUCUUCCGACAUCACAUACAUAUCUGGGCUCUGAUAUGGAGGAAUUUCAUGGCAGGACUUUGCACGAUGACGACAGCUGUCCGGUGAUUCCAGUUCUGCCCCAGGUGCUGAUGAUCCUGAUUCCCGGGCAGACCUUACCUCUUCAGCUUUUCAGUCCCCAAGAAGUCAGUAUGGUGCGGAAUUUAAUUCAGAAGGACAGAACCUUUGCGGUGCUUGCAUACAGUAAUGUACAGGAAAGGGAAGCACAGUUUGGAACAACAGCAGAGAUAUAUGCCUAUCGAGAAGAACAGGAUUUUGGAAUUGAGAUCGUGAAAGUGAAAGCAAUCGGAAGACAAAGAUUCAAAGUCCUUGAGCUCAGGACACAGUCAGACGGAAUCCAGCAAGCUAAAGUGCAAAUUCUUCCUGAGUGUGUGUUGCCUUCAACCAUGUCUGCAGUUCAGUUAGAAUCCCUCAAUAAGUGCCAGAUGGUUCCUUCAAAACCUGUCUCCUGUGAAGACCAGUGUUCACAUAAAUGGUGGCAGAAAUACCAGAAGAGAAAGUUCCAUUGUGCAAAUUUGACUUCAUGGCCUCGCUGGCUGUAUUCCUUAUAUGAUGCUGAAACCUUAAUGGAGAGAAUCAAGAGACAGCUACAUGAAUGGGAUGAAAAUCUGAAAGAGGAUUCUCUUCCUUCAAAUCCAAUAGAUUUUUCUUACAGAGUAGCUGCUUGUCUUCCUAUUGAUGAUGUAUUAAGAAUUCAGCUCCUUAAAAUUGGUAGUGCGAUCCAACGACUUCGCUGUGAACUGGACAUUAUGAAUAAAUGUACAUCUCUUUGCUGUAAACAAUGUCAAGAAACAGAAAUAACAACCAAAAAUGAAAUAUUCAGUUUAUCCUUAUGUGGGCCGAUGGCAGCUUACGUGAAUCCUCACGGAUACGUGCAUGAGACGCUUACCGUGUAUAAGGCCUGCAACUUGAAUCUGAUCGGCCGGCCUUCUACAGAGCACAGCUGGUUUCCUGGGUUCGCCUGGACCAUUGCCCAGUGCAGGAUCUGUGCAAGUCAUAUUGGAUGGAAAUUUACAGCCACCAAAAAAGACAUGUCACCUCAAAAAUUCUGGGGUUUGACUCGAUCUGCUCUGCUGCCCACGAUCCCAGACACUGAAGAUGACAUAAGCCCAGACAAAAUAAUACUCUGCUUAUAAACGAAUACGGUAGGGAUAAGGUUCCUUAGCAAAAUCGGUAUUCUAACAUCAGGUCUGCUUUGGAAAUUACUCCUUUUGAUGCAUACCGAAGUAAAAAGCGACAUUACAUGGAAGGUUGCAGUUUCCUAGUCAAACAACAGUAUUUGAAGAUUUAGACUAAAAUAUACUAUUGAAGAGGAUGAAAAGCAGUCUAGAAUAUGUGGUCGGGAGUUAUCUAUUUUAGGAGCCUGGUGCUCUUAUUCUGUGGGAUCUGACAGGACAUGAAGACAUCUGUAAAACAAACUGGUGAGAGUAUUUCCUGCAAAACAUACCUGAAAUUCCUAUAAAUUCUUAUAAUGUGAGGGUUCCUCACUUGAUCCUGAUCCAUGGAACAGAAUGGCACGUUUGUAUCAGUGCUCCAAACAGCAGAAGUUUCCAAAAGCUAGGGUGCCAAGCACUAGUACUGUUCCUUUUUGAAAGAGGCAAGGCAGUGUGUAUUAUUUUAAAAGGGCUUUGUUCUUUCUGAUUUUCAUCAGUACUUUCAAAAUUUACAAAUCAGUAUCUCAGAGAAACUAAAGAGUUACCUAAUACACAGUUUGAGCCCCAACAUGUUUGUUAGUGAAAAUCGUAUUUUGUGUAUUUGCUCAGUGUUUGGUUAUUCUGUUCCAAAGUUUCAUUUGAACCUAAGACUACUGUGGAACACAGAUGCUAAAACACGUCCCCUUCCUCCAAGUGAGAUGUGCUAAUGUAUUUUAUAGGCUACUUUGUUCAAUGUAAACUAAAGAAACUCUGUAAGUAAACUGUAAGAGCAAAACUAAAUUAAACAUGUUCUUUUGUUUAAAUAAUGUAAAAUAUCUACUCAUAAGCAGAUAAUCUAGGUGUAAGAAAUAAUUCUUAAGGUAAAGUUCUAGACAGACUGAUUUGCCACCUACCUCUUUGCUUAUACAUUCAAGGGGUUUAUUGGAUACUUUUACAUUUGCGUAAUUUUGAUGUUCCUUCACUGCUUUACAUAUUCAUUGGGAGAAAUUCAGCUAAUCGGGUACAAUGGAUGUGGCCAAAAAUGGACUGUUAAAUUUCUCGUUUGAAUUUGUCAAUAUUUUCUUCUUCCAAACAUGCAAUGGUUUUGACUGCCUAGCCUGGAAUCGGCAACCGAGUAUCAUGUUGCACAUUUAUGUAAAGAGAGUAAAUGAAAAGCAACUCAAGAACGCUGUCGGUUUUUUAGCAUGUGCCCCUUCUGUAUUCGAUAUGCCUAACCUUUACUUUGUUAACCUUGGGUUUUUAAUGACUCUACUAUUUGUUCAUAUAGUCAGUCUUACACUGAACUAAAACGUCCUCUAAAGGGGAUUCCAGGGAGUUCUUUUCAGUAGCACGGCACAUCUCUUUAUAUCUAAACCAGGUGUAGUGAGGGAACAUUUGGCCCCCUGAAGAGUGUAAUCUCAGAAUGUUCUAUAUUAUUUACUGACACUUGCAAAUAAAAUUUCCUGGUAUAUAACAACACGCAUAUACUAUUUUAAAGUCUCUUUAUACAUGACGAAACCAGACCUCAAAUCUGCAUACUUCCUAUAUAGCAACAGUACGAAUUCUACAGUGUUGGUUCCAAAUAUGUAUCUUAAAUAUUUCAGUGGGUUAUAAGACGUUUAAUUACUGACCUGUGUGCAGUCGUUUCUGAGGCUCCCUUUCUUGCAACAUAGCCCCUGUUUGUACACUGUCACACUUCCUCUUAGCAGGGCUUUAACAGAAAUAUGCUUUUCAAAAUUGUUUUAUCAAGGUCCAAAAUUGCUAUUUACCAGUAGCGCACAAAGAUGCUCUGACUGGCUACACAGAAAGGAAAAUCAUAAAAUGUCAGAAUGAACAAUACUUUGUGCCAUACACCUCUUCACCCACUGCGAGCAUCUAGCCUCAAAUCUUUAAAGAGCAAAAGGCCAUAACCUUUAUUUUACUUUAAAGCGACAGGAGUACUGUCACUAUGUAUAUGGCACCUGUCAUACACACACACACACACACACACACAUAUACACACAUAUAUAGAUACCCACAUUUAUCUUCCAAUUCCUCAAGACUAACCCUCAAGCUAAUCUUUCCCGGCUUAGCAGGAAGUUACGGAAAUUGUUCAUCAUGGCAGAGAAACGUAUCAACUACAUACUAAAGUACAGCUCCCUAGAACAAUGACGGCCACCUGGGACACAUCUGAUCUUCACAUUUUAUAUACGCAAAUUUGUCAGCUAUUUUCAAGCACAAGUUUAUUCUGGAAUUCAGAUAAAAACCGACACUUAUCAUACACAAUUAUUGUAGAAAAUUAAACCAGGUAUUUCCAUUGCAAAUACUAAGAAACACCUUUUUCAAGACAGUUAGUUACCACGUGUUAGGAUUAAUCUUAGUACUGCCCUAUGCAAAAACAAACCAAAAAACCCGCUUUUUUAAAAAAACCUAGACAGAUUAAGUGAAGCCAACUCCUUUUUUUCCUCAGUAGGAACUAUUCCAAAAGAAUUACAAGGUUCAGUGAUAUAAAUCAGAUUAAGAGGAGGUAGACUUUCCUUUAAUGCCUGAAAUACAAUUAUAUUUCACAAAAUAAGACCUUUACUCUUCUGAAGAGAUCCUCUAAGCUGGCUUUUAUUCCAGUCUCUUCAAUCUCACUAAGGGGGGAACGGGAAAAAACUAGUCUUACCAGAAUGUUUCUGCUUUUUUAGUAGCCAGCUCUCAUCAAAUUUAGGUCUUCUUUAUGUAACUUAGCAGUUCAUCUUUUUCCAUUUGGUAACCACUUUUCUUCCACUGUUCUCUCAACUGCUGUAAGAGAACCCCAAUUUCUUUUCCGGAAGAAAUGCCCACUUUUCUGAUGUCAUGGCCACUUACAGGAAACGGAGGAAUGGACCACUGCUGCAUUUCCUUCAGAAGACCGUGCUCUCCUUGGUACUUGAGGAGUUCACACACACGAGCAGUUGCAUCGGAGUCUCUAGACUAAGGGCCAAAGUCAAACAUUACCACACUUGCUAAUGAUCUUAUCCUAAAAUUUAAAUAAAUGCUCAAUGUGAAAUUUUUCAUUUAAAAUAAAAGGAAUUCACAUAA